Messenger RNA from Dicentrarchus labrax (European seabass), 4933 nucleotides. Its product is annotated as apoptosis-stimulating of p53 protein 2. The coding region runs from base 336 to 3629 and encodes 1097 amino acids. Gene Ontology annotation, molecular function: p53 binding. Gene Ontology annotation, biological process: regulation of apoptotic process; signal transduction. The record is from RefSeq and is a predicted model, not a curated record. Gene Ontology annotation, cellular component: nucleus. Lineage: Eukaryota; Metazoa; Chordata; Actinopteri; Moronidae. The transcript is spliced from 18 exons.
GUGAACGGUCCGGAUCCAAACACGCUCUCAGUCAGUCGGUCGGUCGGUCGGAGGAUUAACGCUCAGCAGGAGGAGGAAGAGGAGGAAGAGGAGGAGAGCUGCUCCACCUUCAUCGGAACUACCUGCUUCAUCUCCCGCUGCCUCCAACCCCUCCUCAUCAUCCCCCAUUCCCCCAGAGAGAGAGAGAGAGAGAGAGGCCCGCUGGUCCACGGCAACAGGUCGAGCAGGAUCCGGAUAAUAACCACUGUUAAUAACAAUAAUAACAAUAACAACAACAAUAACAACAACAACAACAAUAAACCGGGUGAUGAGCAGCGGACUCUCAGCAGCAGCGGAUGGUCGACAGAGAGGAAACUGCCAGCAUGAUGCCGAUGUUCCUCACCGUGUACCUCAGUAACAACGACCAGCACUUCAGCGAGGUUCCCAUCACGCCGGAGACGCUGUGCCGAGAUGUGGUGGAGCUCUGCAAGGAGCCCGGCGAGGCUGACUGCUACCUUGCAGAGAUGUGGAGAGGCUCAGAACGCGUCGUUGGAGAAGGGGAGCGGAUGUUGGAGGUGUUGCAGCGAUGGGGGCAGCAGAGGGGGGAGGUUCGUUACCUCCUGCACCACCAGAGAGCUCCGGGACGAGAGUCAGGUGGAUCCAGAGCUGCAGAUCAGAUGAUGAAGAGGAACCAGGUGAAAGCUUCUGUGGAGAGAUGUCUGGAGAACGGGCUCUCAGCUCCUCGUCUGGACAUGACGCUGAGCGACCUGCAGGAUCUGGCAACCCGACAGCAGCAGCAGAUCAACGCCCAGCAGCAGCUGCUGGCCUCCAAGGAGCAGCGGCUGCGUUACCUGAAGCUGCAGGAUCAGCGGCAGCAACAGCAACAGGAGGUGUCCGAACAGGAGCGACUGCGGCAGCUCAGAGACAACGCACACAACCAGGAGGCCAAACUGCGACGGGUCCGGGCCCUCAGGGGCCAGGUGGAGCAGAAACGCCUCAGCAACAGCAAACUAGUGGAGGAGAUCGAGCAGAUGACCGGGCUGUUCCAGCAGAAGCAGAGGGAGCUGGUGGUCGCUGUGUCGAGGGUGGAGGAGUUGAGCGACCAGCUGGAGGCGCUAAGGAGCAACAGGCUGGAGCCUCCUCUUCCUCCUCCCCCUCAUCACCACAACACCUCCUCCACAGCUGAGCUGGAGCGCCUCUAUAAAGAGCUGCAGCUGAGGAACAAGCUGAACCAGGACCAGAGCGGCCGUCUGCAGCAGCAGAGAGACAACCUCAACAAGAGGAACCUGGAGGUGGUGGCGAUGGACCGACGGCUGGCCGAGCUCCGACAGCGGCUCUGGAAGAAGAAAGCCGCCCUGCAGCAGAAGGAGAACCUGCCGGUGGCCUCCGAUGGCGUGGCCCCUCAGCACGGCGUGGUCUCCAGAGUGGCAGCGGUGGGGCCGUACAUCCAGUCAUCCUCCUCCACGACGAGCCCUCAGGGGCCUCCAGUGCCGGCCCGCCAGGAGGCUCUGGUGAAGCCGGCGUACCCGGACGGCACGGCCACCCUGCCCAUGCCCGACUCGUCCCUGAAGCCGCCUCCCAGACCAGUCAAACCAGCCUCAGGUUUCAACACAUCCAAAAUCACCAAACUCUCGGACUGGAGCGGCUCGUUUCCUGAGUCCAGUGGAGGUUACAGCCACGCCUCCACGCUACCUCGCAUGUCCAGUCUCAGCAGCCACAACUCAGGUGGGAAGACCCUCACGGACAUCCCGCCCCCUGUCCCCUCACGGACCAAUCACAUCACAGAGAACCUGCUCAGAGACAAUCAGGGUAAAGGUCUGUCCAAGAUGGCGGCGCCACCUCCAGUUCCCAGUAAGCCCAAACCGUUCUCCUCAUCUGGACCGCCAACCUUCUCCAAGCACCCCUACAGCACCGGGACCUUCCCUGGUAAGGUGCGUCCAGUUGGGGGCAACCUCAGGGCCCCGGGUGUCCUCUCCAGCCACAGCCACACCCUCCCUCUGCCCAACAAGCAGGAGAGUCCGCCGGCUGCCGCCAUACGGCCGUACACCCCCGACCUAUCAGAGGCCCCCCCUCCAGUGCUGCAGAAGCCUCAGACUCUGGCGGCUUCGUCCAUCUACUCCAUGUACACCCAGCAGGCCACGCCCGGGAAGGGCUACCAAGCGGGUGGCCAGGGCACGCUUCCCCGGAGCCAGCCCAGAGUAUAUGGGAAACCAGUGCUCCCAGCUAGCGGCGGCCAUCAGUCUGUCUCCUCAGACAGCGCCAUCAUUAAUUCUUCUGUGUCUGACGGGAUUGAGGCUGACAACAGUUGCCUGGGUAAUGGCGAAGGUGUCGGAGGAGAGACGGCAGAACGCAGCACCCCGAGACCGCUCAGCCCCACCAAGCUCCUCCCCUUCCUGUCCAACCCUCACAGGAACCCCAGCGACGCCGACCUGGAGGCUCUGCGCCGCCGGCUGCACCACGCCCCCCGACCCCUGAAGAAACGCAGCUCCAUCACAGAGCCCGAGGGCCCGGCCGGACCCAACAUCCAGAAGCUGCUCUAUCAGAAAACCACUCUGGCUGCCAUGGAAACCAUCCCCAUGGAGACGGUCGGUCCAGCGGGGACGUAUGCUCAGCUUUGCGAGGGCGGGACGGGUGGUGUGGAUGUAAUGUUCAAAGUCGACAACGACCCCGGAGCUGGUUUCAACCAGCCGCUCGCUGAGAGCCCAGAGGAAGGCUUGACCCCGCCCCCGCUGCCCCCCCGCUCACCCAUCUCUGACCCCGCCUCCUUCCGCUCCCUGCCCCCCCCUCUGGAGGACAAGGACGAGGAGGAGGAGGAAGAGGUGUCCGUCUCUACCCCCCACAACUACUUUGCAGACGAGUUUCCUCCCUACCCGCCCCCACCUUACCCCACCUGCAGCGAAGGGGAGCUAGGAGAGGACGUCUUCAACCUGCAGCCGCCGGAGGUCACGGGUCAGGUCACAGUGCCGCCGGGUAAGAAGUCGAUCCUGCGUAAGGCCGGCUCGGAGCGGAUCGACCCCAGCCAGCGGGUCAAGUUCAACCCUCUGGCCCUGCUGCUGGACUCGUCUCUGGAGGGCGAGUACGACCUCGUUCAGAGGGUCAUCUACGACGUGGACGACCCCAGCAUGCCAAACGAUGAGGGCAUCACAGCGCUGCAUAACGCCGUCUGCGCCGGCCACACCGAGAUCGUCAAGUUUCUGGUUCAGUUCGGAGUCAACGCCAACGCUGCCGACAGCGAUGGCUGGACUCCUCUCCACUGUGCGGCCUCCUGUAACAAUGUCCAGGUCUGUAAGUUCCUGGUGGAGUCGGGGGCGGCGGUAUUCGCCACCACGUACAGCGACAUGCAGACAGCUGCUGACAAAUGUGAGGAGAUGGAGGACGGCUACGCCCAGUGCUCGCAGUUCCUCUACGGCGUCCAGGAGAAGAUGGGCGUAAUGAACCGCGGCGUGGUGUACGCCUUGUGGGACUACGAGCCUCAGAACGGCGACGAACUUGGCUUCAGCGAGGGCGACUGCAUGACGGUGCUGAGACGGGAGGACGAAGUGGAGUCGGAGUGGUGGUGGGCGAGAUGUGGUGACAGCGAGGGCUACAUCCCCCGCAACCUGCUGGGGCUGUAUCUGAGGAUCAAGCCGCGGCAGAGGAGCCUGGCUUAACCGACGGCCGACAAAUCCUUCAAAAGACCAAAAGCGUUACGAGGAGGAGGAGCGGCGGGCAAAUAAACCUCUGGACUCUAAAUAUCACAAAAUGGGAGACAGAUGUUUUCUGAGCUGCCAUUGGACCUGUUUGGUUUUUCAACCUCAGCACAAAGAAUGUCUCGAUGAACUGCCGGAGAAACAGGAGUUCAUCUGAAUCCUGUGGUACAGUUUAUCACUUUACCCAAAUGUAUCAGCAGAUAUUAGACUUUUUCCAACAGUGAGCCGCCCUGAGGCACCUGGGAGCCUCAAAAACUAAAUGUUAAACUUAUUUUGGGUUCAUCUUGUAAUUCUUUUUUAAGAUUUUGUCUUAUUUUAGUGAGUAUUGACAGCUGAUAUAAAGACAGGAAAUGUGGGGAGAGAAAGAGGCAUAAUCAAACUGUGGACGUGGGGCCACUAUCGUUGAUUUUCUUCAUUAUUAAAGUAUUUAAAGGUUCAAUAUGUAAAGUUUUGUUAACAGUGCCACCAGUGGCUGUUCAGUGAACUGCAGUCAGAGUCCUGUUGCAUCAAUCAACAGCGACAAACACUGAACGCUGUAAAAUAACUGACAAUCAUAUUUAGAAUAACGUAACUAUCUGCAAUGUUCCUAUAUUUUAUUCGGACCGUUAGCUCCAUGCUACUAACUAGCUCGCUGUUUACAAAUCAGCCCAUCAGCCAACACCACGAAGCAAUCGACGCCAGUCCCACAAUGCAACGCCAAGAUACAGCCAGCCAGACAACCCCAGUUAGCUGAGCUACAUCCAGCUAGCUGAGCCUCUGUAGACGUUAGCGGACUCGAUUUAUAAGCUAACGUUAGCUAGUGUCGCCCACUGUUGACACUGUAAUUUGCAGAAUAUCCGACCCCAUCCUACGUAGAAACACAUAAAUCCGUCCACUAGUUUCACCAAAUGUAUCAAUACUGAAAUUACAACAAACACACAUUUAAGAGGUUUUAUACCAAAUUUGGAUCUUAAAGUUCUAACAGUCAUUUUUAUGUACAGUACGUUUGUGUCGUACGAAGCCCCAAACAUUUCUUUCUCCAGGCGCUCUGUAGUACAGAGGAUUUCCACAGGUAGUGUUUGUGGCGUUAUUUUAACUGUAAUCAGUUUUUGUUGGACACGUUUGCAGAUCUGAUCCAGCUGAAGGCCUCGGACAGACCCGGCCCCGUGUGGACCUUUUGUUAACGUUAGUUUGAUAUUCGUGUCAUUAAUGUUCUCUGGACGCAGGAGCUCAAACAAAAGCACUUGUUUUUUUUUAUUUAUUAUUAUUAAACUUUAUUUACAAGA